This is a messenger RNA of Ictalurus punctatus (channel catfish), 11737 nucleotides long. RefSeq names its product BAH and coiled-coil domain-containing protein 1. Gene Ontology annotation, molecular function: chromatin binding. The transcript has 29 exons. The record is from RefSeq and is a predicted model, not a curated record. NCBI's taxonomy places the organism in Eukaryota, Metazoa, Chordata, Actinopteri, Siluriformes, Ictaluridae. Bases 612 to 8972 code for a protein of 2786 amino acids.
UUGAAUUUGCCGCUGCGUCGAUGUGCUUUCUACAUCCUACUUUUCCAUUGGAGAAAGAUUUAGUCCAAUCCGCGCUUCAAGUGUGGCUCGGAAAGCUGCGCGAGCUCAUUGACACACACGGAUCUGACCAAUGGGAGAGCGUGUUUACUCUCCGUGGGUUGCGAGGCUCGAGCAGCGCUGGGAAAGAGGAUCGCCGUUUGGAGACUCGGGUCUGAACUCAGCGGCCUGCACCGGCGCUUUGGCAGAUCGAGACGCUACAACACACACACGCACACACACACACACACACACACACACACACACACACACACAAGCGUGCGCGCGAGCGGAAUACGAGGAUUACCUUUGAAAUCUGAUUUUUGAAAUAUGAUCAGCAACAUUCUUGAUCUACGUUUUUUUCUCCACUUCUAAUUAAUUGUAUUUAUUGCCAUGCAAGGAUUUAACAUACCAAAAACAUGAUCAGGAGCCGCGCCGCCAGUCGGAGAGGCGAGACUUCCUCUGAAAGCGACACCGACGCCCAGCGAGAGGGAUUAUAAAUAUAUGGCUUUGGUUUGAUCGCUGUGGUCUACACCGCCGGGAUAUUUGGGAUUAUAAAGCGCUACGCAGAGGUUAUGGAGAGCCGGGAUUUCGGCGCUCCGGCGCACCUCCUGUCCGAGCGGGGCGCUUUGGUUCACCGCGCCGCCUCGCGGAUCACGUCGAGCGGCCACAGCUCCGUGCAGCACGCCGCUGCCUUCCCACCUGGGAAGUAUUACCCAUCUCAUCUGCCCAUGGCCACACACUCAGGCAGCGGACUGAUGGGCAACUCCUCUGCCUCAUUUAUGGGGACAUUUCUGGCCAGCAGCCUUGGCUCCUCUCCCUCACACCCACCUCACCCCUCCAGACCUCCGUCCUCCCCUUCUUCUCCUCCGUGCCGUGGAGGGCCACACUCCACCGCCUCCCAGAUCUGGUUCCCACACUCGCAUGAAGCAGCCCCAGGGUACCCACGCUUUUCAGGAAGUCUAGCCCACACAUUCCUUCCUAUAAGUCAUUUGGAUCACCAUGCCAACAGUGGGGUUCUCUAUGGUCAACACCAUUUCUAUGACACCCAAAAAGAAAACUUCUACUUAAGAAGCCUUCCAUCCCAACCCCCACUUAUUUCAGCCAAUCACAGCAUUCCACCCAUGUCAAGGACAGAGCCAGGAAACUCCCAGGGCUCUUGCAGUAGGGACACAGGUAGUGUUGUGAACUUGCACAAGGGUCUUAAGGAAGCCAGUAUAGACAAAGGCAUGGUCUCAGGUACAAAGGACAAAGAAAGGGCCAGCAGUAAGCAUGAGUCUAAAGAUCGCCACCCCCACAACCAACAUCCACAGCCCCAGCACCUCCACUCACACCAGCCCCAACACCAUUCUCAGCACCCUGCCACUAUGGACAACAUGAAUGGUAUGGAGAGGCACAAGGCUUCCUUACUUAUGGAGUACAAGGACCAUUCGCAGAGUAUGGGUAAGCCUCUUAGUGCCUGUCUACUCAAUGGGAAGAUGCAGAAUGGAGACUCUCGUGCUGGAGUUGGGUCCAAAGGAUCCAUGGCCAGCUGUGGAGGAGAGAACAUGGGCAGGGGUCCUGGAGACUCAACAAAUGCACAAGCCAGACACAUGGGUAACAGUACUAAUGGGCGCUGCACAAAAGAAGCUGUGAGUGGUGAGAUGAGGAUCAGCGAGCAGCCUCCUCCUGGUUGUGUGGAGAGGGGUCAGGUGCUACACCAGUCUUUGUCAUACUCUGUGCCUCCUCCUUUGCCUGUGGGUUCAGCAACUGGUGGGGGACAUCCAGGCAGCUUUCACUGUUUACAGCUCCACCCUAGUCAUCCACAUCACACCCAACAUCCACACCACAGCCACCACUCCCACCAUCACCCAGAUUUUUUCUGCCCCCCUCCUGCGCCGAUAACCAAUCCUUCCUUACAUGAAAAAGGGGCUGGCAGCGGUGGAGCAAGAGAACCCAAAGCAACCAGACCCACAUUUGUACCAUCUGUAGGCCACCUUGGGGAGAAAGCUGGAGGCCUCUUUCAACUGGGAAACCCUGAAUGCCAGGGGGUGGCUGUUGGGGGAAGCAGUACCAAAGAAAAGGUCAUGGAAAAGACAAGUGGGGGAGUGGGGCAUCCAGGGAACUGGCACAGAAAACAACAGGAGCACCAACAACAGCAGCAGCAGCAACCUCCACCACAGAAGCAGCAUCCCUACAGAAAAGCAGAAAAAGCCCCUGACUGGAUGCACAACAGUGAUCAUCACUUACAACAACAGCAACAGCAGCAGCAUCAGGCUGUGCGCUCUCAUAGUGCAGACUGCAUCAAUGGCAUGGACACAGAGGUCUAUAGAUCUGCUCUGACACAGGAGCCUAAAACUGGCCAUCUGUUAACUCAUCUUAGUAAUAUUAGCACACAGUCCUAUAGGGAUUGCUCACAUUCUGGGUCAACUCCGAACUCCUCACCCCUUGCAAAGAACAUGUCUCAGCAAGGACCUGGUUCUGGAGGUGGGAGCUGCUCCAUGCAGAGAGAAGGCCAAAAGGUUGCCCGUAUCCGCCACCAGCAGCAUGGCAGAACGGGUUCAGGUGCUCCCUCAGCAGAGCUGGGCCAGACCAAUAGCAGUCAAGAGAUGAAGCGGAAAAUGGACAUGUCUCCAUACAGUUACAAUAACAGUGGGCAGCAUCAUUCACAUCAGCAAUCACCUGUGCCACCAUGGGCAAUGCACCCCCAUCAUGCCCACCUGGAGGAGGAUCAGCGCAGGGCUUAUAUGGAAUCUGUCAGUGGAACUGCCAGUGGUAGACAGCAUCCCCAUCAACACCAGUCAGCUGGAAUGGGUCCCCCACCUGCUCCUGUACAGAACCAGCAGGAGAUUUUGGGCCCACAGGGAGAGGGUAGUGCCAUGAAAAACCUUCUUAAGUAUAGCAACCAGCAGCAGCCUCUCCUCCUGUCCCAGAAAACCCCAUUUGGAGGACUGGGAAGCAUCAAAACAGGACCUAACAGCACCAAUUGCACCUUACAGACUGGAAAAACAACCCUGCCUUCCAGGAAAGUCAUAACCAAUGAGAGUGAACGGCAUGAAUGUGGAGGACGGAGCAGGGAGAUGGGGGAGGUGGCUCAUGGGGAGGGGGAAGUGCGGCAACCCCCUGUGGGUAUCGCAGUUGCUGUGGCACGGCAGAAAGAACCAACCUGCAGACCUCCCGACAACCAUCCAAGCAGCUGCCAGGGGCGGGUUCACUCUGGCAUGAAAGGUGCUUCACGACCCAUGUAUCCCCCAGACUCAUCCAGAGAGGAGGACCGGAAGCGAAUGAGUGGGGAGCACAUGGGUGUCAGUGGGGGUCAUCCAUGCCUGGACAGAGAGCGAGAAACAUUUAUCAGAGACAACAAGGAAAGGGUAGAAUUUGCAAGGAUCCAUCCCUCCAAUAGUUGCCGUGGUGACAUCGCCUCUCAUCUUAUGGUGCCUAGUGGCAGUUCCCUUCAAUCAAGCCAGCUCGCAGACCCUGCAGCACAUGCCCAUUCUGCGCACCACCACUGGAUGCCCCGCACAGCAAGUCCUUCCCUCUGGAUGACGGGUCAUUCCUAUGGUAUAAGCCACACCGGUCUCCAUCAGAAUCUUCCUCCGGGGUUCUCUACAACUAUGCCUGCUCCCCUCCAGCCUGUACUACCCCUGCCCCAGGACCCUUCCGCCCAGUUGGUAGUGUUACCCACUGAGCCUACUGCCCAUCCAGCCACUCAUCACAUAGAUGUGAUGGAGCAGCCGGGUUUGUGGCCCCCAGUGUACAGGGCCCGAGGGCCUCCCUCCCACAUGCAGCAUCCCGCUGUGUACUCUCGCUCCCAGUUUCUACGGCAACAAGAACUGUAUGCGCUCCAGCAACAUCAGCAGCUGCAGCAUCAGCAACAUCCUGGCCCUCAGCAACCACCUCACCCACCACAGCAACACAGAGGAGUACACAGCAUAGAGCCUCAGCACAGAAAUACUCACAACCAGAUGCAGAAGAAACCUGAGGACCAUGGAGCAUGUGGCAUGGAGUUGCAGGACAUCCUGUCUGAGCCUAGGAACCCCAAAGCUACCAAGUCUUAUACUUAUGGCUCUUCAAACCGGGCAUCAUCACCUCCCAGGGCCUCUGCUGCACACAUGUCACCUUGCUGUCAGUCGCCAUGUAUGCAUCCUCAUCCAAAAAGCACACCCUCCACCCCUUGUCCUGUCCCGAGUCCUGCCGCUACUGUGCCCUGCUCCCCUGCUAUCAGCCCUGCCCCAUCUCAAUUACCCAAUAUAACAGAAACUCAGGACAAGAGAGCAAAGGGCCAGCCACCACAAGACUACCCUCAGUCUAUGGAACCAGAUCUUCCACCUGGAUACACCUAUCCUUCAAUCACCAUGGGAUACAGAGGUGGGCCCUCCCCACAAGAUGUACAGCUGGCUGAGCCAGCUGAGCUGGAAGCCAUUCCAGUCGAGCCUGUGGAGCAUGCUCCAGCCCCUCUGUCCAGUAUUGGAGAGGGGCCUGAGUGCCAGGCAAUAGUAAGGCCCAUCACAGAGUCCCAGUUGCCAGUGGAGGAGAAAAAUAAGGAAGAUCUGGCACAAGAGCAGGCACGAGGUGCACUGGACCAAAGCGGAGAGCCGGAUCCAGUGGGCUGCUGUGUGCCUGUGGAGCAUGAAGAAGCACAGGGAGAAGCAGCAAUGAUUAUUUGCCACCCUGAAGAGGAGUCAGCCUGUGAAGCAGCACACUGUCCUGGUAGUUGGUUAGAGGAACCAGUACAUAAGGAUUCUACCAUAGUCUGUCAGGAAGAAGGUGGCCUUCUUGAGCAGGACAGUGUUGUUUCUGAGCUGAAAUCACAGACAGCACCAGCUCCCGAGCAUCCAUGUGUUCCAGUUAAUCCUGACCUCCAGCCCAGCACAGCCACUGAGGUAGUGGCAGAAGAGACAGAAAAGGAAGGUCCAGAGGAAGACUGUAUACAGAUCCUCUCUCCUCCUUCAUCUCCUAUCAGUGCCACUCCCUUCCCACAACCAAUUGUGCCAAGUUACUGGAGCCUGGAGCUCCUGAUUGCCGCUGCCUUCUGUGGAGACUGCCCUCCCCCCUCUCCACCUGCUUCCACCACUUCUCAGGGCUGUGCCGGCCCCUUCUAUGCCAGUACAUAUGGCAUGGAGCUCCUUAGUGAGCUGGCUGAUCUGGAGCGCCAACAGGAACACCACAGUGCAGAAAAAAGUGAAGGACAAGAACAAAUAAUAUUUGACCUCCAGAGUCUUGCUACCUUGGCAGUGGCUCGUGCCCUGGAGUUGGACUCCAAGGCAAACAGUAUAGCAGACGCUGAGAAGCAGUGUCCAGCAAAAAGAACCUUCAACCUGCGGCGGAAAUGCAAUUGGACCCCUCGACAUGAGCCAGUUUGUCCUGUGAAGGGUGCUAUGGAUGCUAUAGACAGUCAGGAACUGGCUAUGCGAGUGAGGCUGGCAGAUUUGCAACGGCGCUACAAAGAGAAGCAGAAGGAGUUAGUCAAGCUUCAGAGGAAGCACGAGCACCAGAAAGAGGAGACUCCUCGCAGUCCGGCACGUCGGGGCCCUGGCCGACCACGAAAGCGGAAAUCAACAGGUCUAGGGCUGAUGGCUCCCCCUGAGCCACAAAAGAAAGUCAAGACAGUGGGGGUGGUCCUGCUGACAGAGGACUCGGGUAGAGGAGGUGGGGAUUUGAUGAAGAAGAGGAGGCUGUCCAACCGGAGCUUUGGCCGUCUUGGAGCCGUACAGGUUACUGUCCCUUCCUCAGUGAAGAUGCAAUCCACUCAAAAGAGCAGCCUCCACGAGCAUCACAUGGCACAGCUGAAGUCCAAGCCUGCUGUCAGUAGAACCAUCAGGGACCGUGAAACCUUGGGGUCUGCUCACUUGUACGCUUCUCAGCGCAGCCCAAAAGCGGAUUCCAGACUUUCUAACAUGACAGCCAAUGAGUCUGAAGGCCAAAGUGACACAGGCAGUGGAGACAGCGGCACUCGGGAGAGCUGGAAGGGCCUGAGGAAAAGUAAGAAUAAGAGUGAGGCGGCUUUAAAUCGAGCAUCAGCUUGUGUGCAGCAGCCUCGGGCCAGAGGACAGGAUGCGACAGAGGACGGGGAAACAUUCGCAGAGGAUACAGAGUCCUCUGAGCAAGAAGAGGAGGAAGCUGAGGGCAGUUACAACAUCGAUGCAAGCCAUACCAUCAAAGUGCCACCCUUCAGGGAGCUCCUAUCCAGCUCCAUCCUAAAAGACCCCUCCCCUUCCUCUGUUGUGAAACUGGAAGUCAAUCAGAAGGCAAAGAAUAAAAGAGAACGGCAAGAACUGUACGGUUCCCAGCUUCGCUCAAAUACAGAAGGUGAGGUGAAAGUAAAGAAAAGGCCCCACUGCAGGUCAGAACCAGACAAUGCAGCGAAGACCUUGGAGGUGAGGAGGAGACCAGGUCGUCCCAGACUGCAGGAAAAGCUGUGGGCUGGUCACUAUCGUAAACCUGCAGGUCUCUUGUCUUUCUCCACCACCAGCGAGAGGCUGAGGAGAGCCACGCGGAAGAGCUCCAUGCUCCGUGGAGUUCUUAGCAAGACAAAAAGUGGUUGGUCAGCUGUGGUCCAGUCUCCUCAGAGUGAUGACACCUGUAAACGGAGGACCAGAUUUCGGCAGUCUAAAGGGCGCGCAGUCAGUCGUCUAUUGGAGAGCUUUGCAGCAGACGAUGGCUUCCAGCUGGGUGGAGACAGCAGCUUCUCCGAUGAGGAUGAGGAGAACUCUUCAUCAAACACUAGAAAUUCUCCAGCUCCUCCAAACUGUGUCCUGACCAAAGACCUGCUGACUGAAGGACUCAAAAUACUCAUCAGUAAAGAAGAUGAGCUUCUGUACGCCGCCCGCGUGAGAACUCUAGAUCUGCCUGACAUCUACAGCAUUGUUAUCGAUGGAGAGAGAGGAAACCGCCCCAGAAUCUACUCCCUCGAGCAGCUCUUGCAGGAAGCAGUUUUGGAUGUGCGUCCUGAAACAGAGGCAGUGCUGACUGAAGAAACAAGAGUGUGCGCUUACUGGAGUGAGCGCUCGCGAUGUCUUUACCCAGGCUAUGUGCGAAGGGGUGGCUCUAAUGAUGAAUGUAAGCCAGGUGGAGUAAUGGUAGAGUUUGAUGAUGGGGACAGAGGAUGGAUCUCUCUCCGCAACAUUCGUCUUCUUCCACCUGGAUACCAGAUUCAUUAUGCCGAUUCCAGUCCUACUCUGGUCUCCAGUGAUCGAUCAGACAUGGUAGGUUCAUGUCAAGAGGGAAGAAGCUCACAGAUUGACAGAUCAUCUGAGAAAACAACUAGCACAGAGGAAGCCAGAACCAAGGAAAAGCCAAUGAGAAAACCAGGGAGACCUAAAGGUUCAGGUCUGAAGAGGUUUAUCUCAGAUGGUGUCUCCAAAACCUCAGCAUCUUCACUUACCUGGCCAUCAAUAGCUCAGCCUAGAAAGAGAGCGCCUGUCAAUUUGUUUCAACUUAAUGGUUCAGCAACUAAGAAGACCCUGAAGAACAGGGAGGCAGUGUUUCCUCAUGCUUCAGUCUCUGUGACAACAUCAGCCAAAUGCAUCUUCAACAGCAGGUCCUUUGAGGUGGAUUCUUUUAGUAGUAUUGCUAAUGGCUACUCGUCUUUCUGCAGCCAGACCGCUGGCAUGCCUGUAGAGGGCAGGAGCAGUCCCUAUGGGCAGGGUAGAAAGUCUGAGGAAUCAGACAUGCCUCGGGGAAAGAAAAAUGAAUUUUUGAUCAAGCUGGAUCAUGAGGGAGUAAUGAAUCCCAAGAACAAGAGUAGCAAGGCUCUGCUAAUGCUAGGAGGGUCUGGGUUUGGUUCUAAAGGUAUAGGUGCCCCACCCAAGCCUGAAGCCUAUUCUCACCCAGUCCUGUUGGUAAAGGACAAAAGGAAGGGAGACAGUUCUCGGGCAGAGCUCCUUCCAAUCCAGAGAAAGCCAUCCCCAUCCCUGCUAAUAGGCAAGCAUGGAGACAUGGGCCUUAGUUGCCACAGGGACUGCCACAGCUCUUAUUCAGACAUGGAUGAUGAAGAUGAAGAAGAAGAGGAAAGGAGAAGAAGUGAGUCAGUUCUGGUCCCAGCCUCUGGUGGCAUGAGGAUGGCUGGUCAUUUCCUCUCCCACCUCUCUGUAUCCUCAUCUUCUUCAGGGUCAUCUAGCUCUUCUAGUUCAGGCUCUAUUUCCAGCUCCAGCGUCUGCUCCUCUGACAAUGACUCCUCCUACAGCUCUGAGGAUGAUGAGAACUCAACACUGCUCCUGCAGAGCUGCCUAACCCCCCACCACUCCCUGCUUCAUCCCCAUAAAGCUCCUACCGGACCCCCACAGCGUUCAUUUGUGGCCAAAGCUAUGGCUGUCUCCAGUGCCAAAGGUGGGAAUGUUGACAGUGCUACCCGCAAGCCCCUGAAAAGGAAAGAAUGCCUCAGUUCAUCUUCCAAAUCCUCUAAAGACCUGGUCAAGAGACAAAAACUCUUGGCUGACCAUAGCAGGCCCAAAGUAUCUUCCUGCAUGCCAGCCAGCCAACUGUGGAGAUGGUCCGGGAAUCCCACCCAGAGACGUGGGCUAAAAGGGAAAGCUCGUAAGCUCUACUAUAAGUCCAUAGUCCGUGGCAGGGACAUGGUGCAUGUAGGAGACUGUGCAGUGUUCCUGUCAGCUGGCCGACCCCACCUCCCCUUCAUCGGUCGCAUUGAGAGCUUCUGGGAGUCCUGGAGCAGCAGCAUGGUAGUGAAGGUGAAGUGGUUCUACCAUCCUGAAGAGACCAAUCUUGGCAAGAGACAUCAUGAUGGCAAGCAUGCCCUCUAUCAAUCAUGCCAUGAAGAUGAGAAUGACGUGCAGACAAUCUCUCAUAAGUGCCAGGUUGUGAGCCGUAAGGAAUAUGAGCAUCUGAGCCGCAACAGGAAGCCUGGAAGCAACCUUCAGGACCUCUACUACCUGGCCGGCACCUAUGACCCUACCAGUGGCCAGCUGCUCCCUGCAGACGGAGUAUCUAUCCUCUGCUAGCUUUGGUCUGAGGGUAAUGACAAUCUAGCAUUUUGCCUGAGUAGGGAUUUGACAAGAGACCAACCAGUCAAGAUGGGGUAUUGCAAGAAUCACAACUGUAAUUAUCUUAAGUUCAAAAGGAAUUGAGUUGUGGUGAAAUGCAUGGCUAGGAAGACCAGUCCACAACCUCUCAGCCACACAACCUGUGCUUGGUCUCCCAAAGACGAACUGCCACCACAGGUAGUUUGCCUGUGGUCCAGCUUCUCUGUAUAUUACAUCCAUGUUUAAUCUCACACAUUACAAUUUAACUUCAAAAAACUAACAUUCUAUUUAAAGUCACCAAAGCAGAGCCUUUUUUUUGGUUUUGAAAGAUGGCUGUUGUGAGAAUUCUACAGCGUAGAAAAAAAAACAGAGUGGUGUGCUUUCCCCAACACCAUGUGAUGAUUCCAGGGAUAUUUAAAUAAAUAAUAGAUUUAGUAUAUUAAGUUUAUCUAUGUAUAUAUUUAAGGAGUUAUUUACUACCAAGCCAUACACUUCAGUACCUCUUACCUGUCUUCUUAUUCAGGUGUAUAGUGUACAGGUGCAUGUGUGAUCUGAUUUUCAUUAUUAGUUUUGUCAUUGUUGUCUAUAUGUAUAUACAAAGUUAUUUUAUAUGGGUGAUGUACAGUACAUAUGAGGUUUAUUGUCUGAUGCUUGGAUUGAUUUAUUUUUCUAUGAGAAGAGAUGAACUGAAGAUGUAUGCAUUGCACUGCACAUUGCCUGCUGAGACAGAAAGAGACGAUGUUACAAGUUUCAGUCAUUGUUAUGGCUGCACUUUGGGCAUUUAUGAAUAAUUUUUCUGUUUUGUUUUUUCUGCUCAUACCAUUAUUUUCAUGUCCACUGUGCUUUUUACUCAAAAAAGGAAAUGAAAUGAAAAAAGGUGGGGGAAACCCUGUAAACAUUUGAUAUUAUUUAAAUGAGAAAUACAUGUCUAAGAGGUAUAUCGUAAAAUAUCAGAAAAACAAUAAGUAAAUGGAAAAUACAGGCACUACAAAUAUGUACUUAACAUGCAGUCCCUACUUUAUUAAAUAUGUACUUAACAUGCAGGUAUAAAAUACCAGAGCAGUCUUGAAAUUGCAAAAUAUAUUAAUUAGUGCUGUACAUCAUUCUGCAAUCAACAUAUUUCUUAAUAUGUUGUGAUGACUGUAUCCUAUUUUGCUUUACUGACAAUGUUUCAUACCAUUUUUCUUCAACUUUCUACUCAUCAGCAAUGUUGAUGGCAUAUUGAGGAAGACUGUUUUGCUAAGGCAUUGAAACAAAGUAAUGGCAUUGUUCCAACCGUAACAAGAGCUCUUAGAGAAGCCGAUGAGUUGUUUGUCUUUAGGGACAAUCGUGUUCAUAAAAGAGAGCAAGCGUGGACUGUUUGACAGGCUCACACAAUCACAAGAUACUUUAUUAGAUUUUUUUGUGUGCCAAAAACAUCUUGUUUUUAUUAUGCAACCUUCACUGUAUUCUCUAAGUAUUGAUUAUUAUUAUUUUUUAUUACCUAUUUAUUGUCAGUGUUGCUGUUUCAUCACAAAACCAAACAAAAAUGUGACAGUGCUUAUUUAGUUUGUGUUGAACUUAGAGUCUCUUUAAAUCAAAGUGCAAUGGUCUGGCAGAGAGUACUUGUACAGAGAGAACACUGGACUAGUAUGCUGGUUUGUGCCUUGAAUUAUAGUUAGACCUUCACCUUCUGGCCCCCAUUAACAACUUUUGUGGCCCUGCAGGGGAAGUGACAUCAUUCAGUGACCAUUUAACCUUAUCCUCCGUGCUUUACAAAUGGACACCAAAAAAUGUGUCUCAAUAUUCAGUCUAUUCAUUCGCCUCUCACCUAUAACCUGAAAGAAAAAGAGGACUUUUGAUGAUGUCUAGUUUUUCUACAAAAUGGGCAGUAAGGUUACACAUUACGUAUAUAAUUUAAACUUGAAUUGACUCUUACAUAGGUUAUUUAUUAACUCUCUGCAUAGGCCAUACUAAUUGUAUGUUAAAUGUUUGCCUUUGUUUUACUGUCUUGAUAAAGGAGGGCACUGGACUGAGUAAUAUGAAUGUACUUAGUAUAAGUUAGCACGAACAUCUUGUGAAGACCUGUCUGAAUGGCACAAAAUUCUGAUCUUUUAUCGUGAAGGCAAAGUUCUAUUAGUUACAUUGUCCUGCUAAAAAAAGGCAAAGAAAACUGAUUACUGUUCUAUAAUAGUGGUCAGUCUCGCUUUUUAGAAGAACAGAUAUUAGAGAUUUUCAGAUGGUCUUGCCUAGAAAUUGGUCACUUAUCAUAAUUUAAGAAAAGGUCAUAUGCCCAUUGAUAAAAGUGCAAUACUACUUUGACUCAACAUUUGAAUGAUGGUCAGCAAUUGUGGCGCUUCUAAUAAAGGCUAAUGGGUAAUAGGAAAUGAUCAGGAGGACGCGGGAACGUCUAUCCUAUGAAACCGUUUUCUUUCCAUUUCUACUUUGAUUUGUACAUGGUAAAAUAUAUGUACUUAAUAUUCAGCCUGUCACAGAAUUUUUGUUUUAACAUCGAUGAAAGCAAAAUUAAGUAUAUACUUUAUUGUUGUUCUUUUUUUGUCAGUUGUAUUUCUCUGUGCUGAAAACUGUUGUAAAGAUUGUAAAUGUGUAAAGUAAGGUCUGGUUUGGGGAGUAAACAUUUUACAGAAAAAAAAACACUUUAUGAGUAUCAAGCUGUAAAUGUGUUUUAGUAUUAAGAUUUUUUUUAUAGAGGGACUAUGAAUAAAUAUCAUGCUUGGUUAACCAAGAUGGCGCCAUGGAUGGCA